GAGGACCCGGCAACUGUCUCUGCUCUUUGAAUGUAUGUUUCGAGCCUGCCCCUUGCCAGGUGAGAGUUCUGUUUGGCUGUAAGUGCCUGUGCUGCUCUUGAUGAAUGACUGUUGACGUCAGCUGGCCCUCCUGUGCUCGCCUGUAUGCCUGAGGAGGCACACCUGACCUCUGCUCUAAGCCUUGUCUCAUGCCAGCAUUGAUUUCCUAGCUUGUUAACAUUCUCAAGAUGAAGACUGUUUUCUUUACUAGUAUGUGACUCACUUGGUCUAUGUGGGGAGAAGACCCUGGAGUUGGAAGCUUUCCUGGUUUGUAGGUGGAGUGCCUUUGGAAAUGCUGGGGUGUGCUGGGGAAGUCUGUGGCCCAGGGUGAGGACCACCGCCCGCUCCAGCUGCUCUGCCACCAGCCACCUCGCUCCAGGCGUGCUCCUCACUCUCCUGGGCUGGCUGCUUCUAUGGCCAGUUCCGGGAGUGGAUGAACGUUUGAUUCCUUACCGGGGACCUUUUGUGGGAGGUGCUGGGAGGGCACCGGGACCUCAGAGUGAGCGCUGCGUCAGGGCUCCCUGGGCUUUCAAACCUCCUCAGCUUCUGGGAUGGGAUGUGUGCGUUUGGCGCUGUCCUGAAGAGAUGCAAGGCCCUUCCUGCCAGCCCUCGUGAAUGCUGGGAGGUCAGCCGGCCCUCGUGAAUGCUGCUGCUGCUGGCAAGGCUUCACUUGGGGAUGAUCACCUGGCCACAGGUGUCUGUCUUUUUCUGGACUUUAAAAAUACUUUUUAUUGGCCAGGCACGGUGGCUCACGCCUGUAAUCCCAGCACUUUGGGAGGCCAAGGCGGGUGGAUCACGAGAUCAGGAGAUCGAGACCAUCCUGGCUAACACGGUGAAACCCCGUCUAUACUAAAAAUAAAAAAAUUAGCCGGGCAUGGUGGCGGGCGCCUGUAGUCCCAGCUUCUUGGGAGGCUGAGGCAGGAGAAUGGCGUGAACCCGGGAGGCGGAGGUUGCUGUGAGCCAACAUCAUGCCACUGCACCCCAGCCUGGGCGACAGAGCAAGACUCCAUCUCAAAAAAAAAAAAAUUUUUUUUAAUUUAAGUAUUUUCAGACCUCCAGCAAAGUUGCAAAAUUCUACGAAUAAGUCCUGUGUACCCUUUAUUCAUUUCACCACAUGGCACAAUCUCGCCCCCGGCCCCCCCAUGUAUUACUUUUUUUUCUGAGACAUGAAUGUAAGUUGUAAACAUUGUGCCCUUUUAUCCCUGAAAACUAAUGUUAUUUCCUAAAAUUACUGUCCCUCAACAUAAAGACAUUCUCUUAGAUGACUACAGCACAGACAUCCCGGUGAGGAAGUAUACCGCGACGCCGCUCUCUAAUCUCAGUGUCCUGUUCCGCAUUUCCCAUUCCCGACUGUCUUUUAGGGCAAAGGACAAAUAAAAUCUGGUUCUAGAGCUUCGAGCACCUAGUUGUUGUGUCUUGCUAGUUUCCUUUAAUCUGAACCAUUCUCAGCCUUCUUUGUCUUUCUGAACCGUGGUGUUUUGAGUACAGGCCAGGUCUUUCAUAGAAUGUGUCUGAUGUGGGUUUGCCCAGUGUUUCCCAGGAUUGUGUGCAGGUCGUGGAGCGACGCAGGUGACUGACAAGUGUCCUUAGGAAUUGAAUUGUGGUGGUUUUUUGUCCAUCUUCAAGUUACUGCUCACCAGACUGCAAGCAUGUCUUGCAGGGAGAGACCCUAAGGUGCUGCAUGUACCUCCCAUCACAUCCCACCAGGGUCUUCAGCAUCUGCCAUGGCCCACGCUUAGCUAGUACUGCACGGUGGGUGCCAAAUGGUGGUUUUCUAACUCCAUCAUUUCCUCUCUUGAUUAUUUCAGUUUCUGCUGUAAGGAGGUGCUUCACUUUCCUGUCCGUCCACACAGUUAUCUGUCCAUUUACUUUACAAAAAAAAAAACUUAAAAAAAAAAUAGAGAUGGGGGUCUCGCUAUGUUGCCCAGGCUGGUCUUGAACUCGUGGGCUCAAGCAGUCCUCCUGACUUGGCCUCCCAAAGUGCUAGGAUUACAGGCGUGGGCCACCGCCCCCAGCCUGUCUGUCUGUUUUUAAGUACUAAUUUACGGACUCUUAUUUGAGUCUCUGGACUGUAAUCCAUUCCUAUCAUUAUUUAUUUUGUUGCUCACAUUGUCCCAAGUUUGUCCAGUGGGGUCCCCCUAGGCUGGUUCUGAGUCCUGGGGCGUGGGCACCUCUUCAGGAAGACCUUCCCCAUUCACUGGAUGGUCUGCUUACCUUGCCUUGUCCCUUCCCAGGGCCGGAAUCGGCUUUCUCCAGGGAGCCCUGGUUCUUUUCAUUGGAAGUUAGAAAACAAAAUCAGUCAUUAUCUGUUCCCCUCACCAUCAACUUACCAACUUUUUUUGCUAUUUGACGUAAUUUUAUUUGUUUGAAACAGUUAAACUUGGUGUUUUGCAAAACUAUGGAGUUAUGCUCACGUAUGUGAGGACUUAAAAGUAAUGUCUGAAGAGUUGUUAAAGUGUUGAGAUUUUCUUUUCCUAUUUUAGCUUUAUUAUAUCGCCAUCUUUUAAAAAGAGCUUUCUAAAAACAAACUACCCAGCGUGUUUAGCAGGCUCCAGUUUACCCUUCCACAGCCCCCUUCCUCCACCACCCCUUCCUUAUCCGUAACCUGGAAGUGGGUGGUCCAUCAGCGUGUUAGCCUAGGACAGUGUGUAAAAUGGCCUUGAGCACUGGAGGAGAUGUGCUCGGCAGUUAGCUGCCUGCUGUGGUCCAGUGGUUAAGAUACUCCCUCAGCCUCAGCUGCUCCCGUGUGUUGUCACCCCAGGGCUUCCGGAGUGGGCACAGAAGUUACAGUUUCUGUGCUAGAACGUGUUAACUAGAGAGGAGCAUGGCAUGCCCAGCUGCCUUGUCUUGUGAUGGUCAUCAGUGCACCUUUCAACAUGGCUGGAAAGACAGGAGUGCAGAUGGAGGAGUCCCCUGUUAACUGUCCCCGGGGGUGCAGAGUCCACUUAUCGGGAUGGCAGAGAGAGACAAAGGCCUUUUACAACAGUGUCCAUACAGAGCAGGAAUCGGGGUACGUCCUAUCCUGUUGUCACAGGAUCCCUUGAGUGUCCCUUUGCUGGUCAUAAACCUCUGCAGCCAGCGGCGCCUCUGCUUGAGUUUCACUUGCACCUGCUGGGCUCAUUCUGCCCACUCGGCCCAGCAGGCUGUACUUGGCUCAUGCUACCGGCCCAGAUCCCACACCUUCCGAGGGCAAGCCAGGAGUGGAGCAGCGAGGCGUGUGUUGACGAGCAAGCAUGGUGUGGGGCCACUGUGCACAGCCAGGCCUGCUUGGCUGCUGUGGUGGGGCAGGCAGCUCCAGGCUCUGGCUCUGUGCAGAGCUGUGGCUGGAUGAGGCAUACCACAAGCAGUUUACACUGCAGGCGCUGGCGUCUAGAUGAGGGGAACACGGUGGUGCCCCAAAACUCGGAGUCACCAGCAACUGCAGAGCCCCAAGGGGAUAGGGUGGGAGAGUGUGCUAUAGCUCUCUUGCUGUCACCACCCACAGUACGGGCUGGGGUGUGUUCCCAGCUCGUUCAGUUCUGCCGCUUUCGCCCUGGCCUGCAGCUCCCAGGCUGGCCUGGCUCCACUGCUGCUUGCCAUCACACGGGGCAGCCGCCGACACCAGCGGAGGGCAGGAGGGCUACAGUGUUACAGCUCUGGCUUGAGGAAUCCCAAGGUUUGGGUCCCCAGAAGGAUCACCGCUCUUCACUCCCGCAGUUCAGCGAACGGGAGCGUGUCACUGCCUGCAGCUCAGUGAACCGGCCAGGAACAUGUUACAGCCCUUUUUGCACCCGCUGUUGCGUGGGUCCCGAGUUCUUGUCUUGGGUCCAGGAAGAAUGAGGUUACAUGGACAACUGGAGGGGAGCAAGGUGGAGAAGAGUUUUAUUGAGCAGCAGAACAGCUCUCAGCGGAGAGGAGACCCAAAGUCAGUAGCUCCUACUGGCAGGGAGGCAGUCCUGUUGUGUGGCUGAGUCUGGGGGUUUAUGUGGGCUCAGAAUGGAGGAAGUGCAUGAAGUGCAUGCUGAUUGGUCCAUGGGUAGGUCUGGAAAAAACACCAUUUGAUUGGCUAAAAGGCAUCAAGGAAGUUCUCACUCCAGGUUGUGGAUUCUGCCGGGAACUGGCAGCCCGGUUUUCAGGCUUCAGGCGGCCUUUGGCUUGAAGGUCAGGUUUCACCGGGGACCUGCUCCUAUCUGCCUAGGAAUUUGUCUGCCAUUAUCACUUUUAUUUCUUCAACUGUCACUCCAUUGCCUGCCAUUCAUUGUUGCCUCCCUGUGGGAGGGGUGUUGGAGCCAGGUUAUCAAAGAAAGGCUGAGAUUUCUUGUCACGUCUUUCUGUUAAUUUUUAAUUACUGUGGCGAUGAUCACAGAUGGUUCUGCUCUUUCCCUCCUGCUACCCCCUUAAGUUUACCACAGGCAGGAAAGAAGAGCAGAGUCACAUGUUGGUUUCAACGUGCAUUGUACUCCUGAAGUCAUAGCAGAGCCCGUGUGUGGUAGCUUGUUCCCAUGGGCAGCUGUAAUUCUUAGUUUUAGAUGGAGGGUGGCUGUGAUUCUCUUCGACCUGUUCUGCACCCUCCACCCUGUAGUAUCAGAAAUGAAAGAUCUGUGCUGUGCAAGAAGGUUGAGAACAUGCGUUUAUGUGACAGCCCCAGGCUGGGGAUGGCCGUGCUGAAUCAGGAUCUCAGGCACCCAGCAUUGUUUUAGGUGAGCAUUCCUUCUUUUUACAGAGUGGACUGGCAUCUUUGUUAGCAGCUUGUUCUGUAUCUUUCCCACGUGUAGCGGUUCACAAUUUAAAAACAAUCCUCGCAGUACCAAAAACUGAUUUCAGAGGGUUCUAGAAAGAUAGUGGGGCAGGAAGACCAGGAAUUCAUCUCCUCACCUAGACAACAGUUCCACUGGCAGAAUCUGUCUGAUGUAACUAUUUUGGAACUCUGGAGUCUACUGAAGGUUUGCAACUUCUAGGCGGGAAGCUGGGACGGUUAAUUUCAGUCAGUUUCAGCUCUGCUGCCCACUGCCUUCCUCAGCCCUGUGGUGCAGGGUGUGCGGUGUUCCUGGAACAGUGUGCGUGCAGCUUGUGGGAGCCAGGGUGAGCAAAGAGGACCUUGUCCCCAGGUGCAUACAGAGAGGCCCUCUCAUCCGGUUGUAAGCCUUUCUUCCAUGUGACGGCCAAGAAAUCUAAAGGGCCAGUGCUCUUUUUAUCUCCCCACUUCAUUUUUAUUGUUUUCUCCUUUUGGGAGCCAGACAUUAAAGACUAGGAUAUUCAGAAGCAACUGUGUAUAUGGGGUAAAUUAUAAAGUGACUGCAUGUGCCCAGGGAAAGGCACAGGCUAAGGGAAGACAUGAAAAGACCUUAAGUUUAAAUCUCAGGCUCACCCUCCUCACAGAGACAGCCUACAACUAUAAAAAAUGACAACAACAAAAACACCCCAAAACCAGUAACAGCAACAAAACAGUACACCCUGGAAAAGGAGGAGAAUCAGCUUUUCAGAGUUUCUACAUUAUUGGAUUCAAAUGUCCAGUUUUCAGCAUAGAACUACAAGGCAUACAAAGAAACAGGAAGGUAUGGCCCAAUCAGAUGCAAAAAUAAGUCAACAGAAACUGUUCCCAGAAAAGAUCUGAUGCCAGAUCCACCAGACAAAGACUUUAAAGUAACUGUCUUAGAUAUGGUCAGAUCCUAAAGGAAGGUAUGGAGAGAGUCAAGAAAAUGAUGUAUGAUCAAAAUGGAAAUACCAAUAAAGAGCUAGAAAACGUAAAAAGGAACCAAAAGAAAUUCUGGAGCUAAAAAGUAUAAUAAGUGAAAUGAAAAAUUCACUAGAGGAAAUCAAAGGCAGAUCUGAACAGACGGAAGAAAGAGAUAGCAAACUUGAAGAUAGGACAGUGAAAAUAAUCAAGUUUGAGAAGCAAACAACAAGACUGAAGGGAAGUGAGCAGAGCCUGGGGACCUGUGGGCAUCAUCAGGAGGACCAAACAGGGAUUGUGGGAGUCCAGGAAGAAGAGAGUAAGAAAAGGGUGGAGAGAAUAUCUGAUGAAACCCAUGAGUAUAAACACCCAGGGAACCUGGUGAACUCCAGUAAGAUGAACUCAAAGAGACCCACAGUAGACACGUUAUACUUGAGACACUUCUGUAGAAAGACAAAGAGAAUCUUGAAAGCAGAUGAGAAAAGAGACUCAUCACAUACACGUUUCCUCAGUGAGAUCAUUGGCAGGUUUCUCAUCAGAAACUUUGGGGGACAGAAUAUAUCACCGGUAUAUUAAGAGUGAUAAAAAAAUCUUUCAACCAAGUAUCCAUAUCCAUGGAAACUGUCCUUUAAGAGUGCAGAAGAAAUUAAGAUAUUCUCAGAUAAACAAAAGCUGAGGGAAUUUGUUACCACCUGACCUGGACCUGCAAGAAAUACUUAAAGGAGCCUAGCAGGUUGAAAAGAAAGAACACUAGACAGUAACUUGAAGCCAUAUGGAGAAGUAAAGACAUGGGCAGUUAUAAAAGCUAGUAUUGUAACAGUGGUUUGUACCUCCACUUUUUGUUUUCUGUAAGAUCUAAGAGACAAAUCCGUUUAAAAAAUUAGUCUGCAAGCUAGUAUCAUUGCAACUUUGGUUUGUAACUCCACAUUUUUCCUACAUAACAAGAGACUAAUGCAUUUAAACGAAUUGUUUAUGUUUUGGGGCACAGCAUGAAUAAAGAUGUAGUUUUGUGACAUCAGCAAAUGAAAGGGGUGGGAACAGAUAUGUAAAGGAGCAGAGUUUUUCUGUGUUACUGAAGUUAAGCUGGCAUAAAUUUAAAUUAGAAUGUUAUUACUUUAGGAUGUUAAAUGUAAUCCCCAUGGUAACCACAAAGAAAAUAGCUAUAGAACAUACACAAAAGGAAAUGAGAAAAGAAUUUAAACAUUCCACUAUAAAAAAUCAACUAAAUAUAAAAGAAGACAGUAGUGCAAGAAAUGAGGGACGAAAAAAGCUAUAAUACGUGUAGCAAACAUAGCAAAAUGACAGAAGUAAAUCCUCAUCAAUAGUUGUUUUAAAUGUAAACAGAUGAAGAUUUCCAAUCAAAAGACGAAGAUUGGCAGUGCUAUGGUUUGGAUGUGGUUUGUCCACACCAAAGCUCAUGUUGAAAUGAGAUCCCCAAUAUGGCAGUGUUGUGAGGUGGGGCCUAGCUUGAGGUGAUUGGUCAUGUGUGUGGAUUCCUCAUGAAUAGAUCAGUGCCCUCCCUCCAGGUGAGUGAAUUCUCGCUCUUAGUUGCCUUGAGAGUGAGGUGUUUGAAAGAAUCUGGCUUCCUUGGUUUCUCUGUCUCUUCCUUCUUCUCUCACCAUGUGAUCGCUUGCACAUGCCUGCUCCCUUUCCAAUUUCCACCAUGAGCCAGAGCAUGAAGCCCUACCAGGUGUACCUGCUCAAUAUUAAACUUUCCAGCCACCAGACUCAGGAGACAAAUCUCUUUAUCUUUUAUGGCAACACUAAAUGGACAAAGGCAGAUGCAUCAAGAGAAAAAAAACAGAUGAUCCUACUACAUGCUGUCUAUAAGAGACCCACCUUAGAUCCAAAGACAGAAAUAGAUUGAAAGUGAAAGGAUGAAAAAAGAUAUUCCAUGCAAACAGUAACCAAAGAGAGCAAGGUGGCUAUCAGACAAAAUUUAAAAAUAAAAAUUUAUUUCUUUUUAAAUAAAAAAAGGUUACAAGAGACUAAGAAGGACAAUAUAUAGUAAUAAAAGUUUCAAUACAAUAAGAAGGUAUAACAAUUACCUGGGUAAACAUUUACAUACCCAACGAAUGAUAGACUAUCAAGAUACAAGAAGUAAAACUGAUAGAAUUGAAGGGAGACAUAGACAAUUCUACAUUAAUAGUUGGAGACCUCAGUAUCCACUUAUCAAUAAUGGAUAGAAUAACCAUAUAGCAAAUAAGAAAGGAAAUGGAGGACUAAACACCAUAAGCCAACUAGAUUUAGCAGACAUACAGAGCACUCUGCCCAACAGCAGCAUGUACACUCUUCUCAAGUGCACCUGGAAGACUUUCUAGGAUCGACCAUAUGUUAGGCCACAAAUAAGUCUCAAUGUUGAUUUUAAAAUACAGAGAUUUGAGCCGGGCGCGAUGGCGCACGCCUGUAAUCCCAGUACUUUGGGAGGCUGACGUGGGUGGAUCACUUGAGGUCAGGAGUUCGAGACCAGCCUGGCCAACAUGGUGAAACCCCAUCUCUACUAAAAAUACAAAAAUUAGCUGGGCGUGGUGGCACGUCCCUGUAAUCCCAGAUACUUGGGAGGCCGAGGCACGAGAAUUACUUGAACCUGGGAGGUGGAGGUUGCAGUGAGCCAAGAUCAUACCACUGCACUCCAGCCUGGGUGACAGAGUGAGCCUGUGUCUCAAAAAAAAAGAAAAAUAUAUACAGAGAUUUGGCUGGGUGUGGUGGCUCAAGCCUGUCAUCCAUGCACUUUGAGAGGCCACGGUGAGCUGGUCACUUGAGCUCAGGAGUUCCAGAGCGGCCUGGGCAACAUAGCAAAACCCUGUCUCUUAAAAAAAAUACAAAAAUUAGCCAGGCAUGGUGGCAAGUGCCUGUGGUUCCAGCUACUCCAGAGCCCCAGAGGCUGAGGUGGGAGGAUUGCUGGAGCCCAGAAGGUCGAGGCUGCAGUGAGCCAUGAUUGUAUCACUGCACUUUAGCCUAGGUGACAGAGUGAGACACUGUCUUAAAAAAUAAUAUAUGUAUAUGUGGAAAAAGACAGAGAUUCAAAACUUACUACAAAGCUAUAGUACUCAAAACAGUGUUAUUCCAGCAUAAAGACAGACAUAUAGGCCAGUGGGCUAGAACAGAGAGCACAGAAAUAAACCUUUGUGUUAUAUGAUCAGUUGAUUUUUGACAAGAGUGCCAAGACCAUUCAACGGGGGAAAGGACAGCUUUCCAACAAAUGGUGCGGGGAAGACUGGAUAUCCACAUGCAGAAGAGUGAUACUGGACCCUUACCUCACACCAUAUGCAGAAGUUAGCCUAAGACAGGUCCAGGACCUAAAUGUAAGACCUAAACAUAUAAAAUUCUGAGAAGAAAACAUAGGACAAAGGCUCCACAACCUUGGAUUUGGCAGUGAUUUCUUGGACAUGACACCAAAAGUGUAGGUAACAAAAAAAAAGGAGACACACUGGGUUUGAUGAGACUUGGUGUCUUUUGAUGCACAAAGCUUUCUAUCUCCUUGUUUCCCUGUUUCCCUGCUUCUUACUGCUGCACUUGGCUAGUCGUAAAGAAAAGACACUGUUAACGGAAUAAAAAGGCACCUGUGGAGUAGGAGAAAAUAUCUGCAAAUCCUAUGUCUGAUGAGGAAUUACUACCCAAAAUAUACAAAAAAAAUCCCACAACUCAACAAUAAAAACAACUUGAUUAAAAAAUCAGCAAAGGAGGCCGGGUGCAGUGGCUUGCGCCUGUAAUCUCAGCACUUUGGGAGGCCGAGGCAGGCAGAUCACCUGAGGUCAGGAGUUCCAGACGAGCCGAGCCAACAUAGUGAAACCCCAUCUCUACUACAAAUACAAAAGUUAGCUGGGCAUAGUGGUGCAUGCCUGUGGUCCCAGGUACUUGGGAGGCUGAGGCAGGAGAAUCACUUGAACCCGAGUGGUAGAGGUUGCAGUGAGCCGAGAUCGGACCACUGCACUCCAGCCUGGGUGACAGAGUGAGACUCUGUCUCAAAAAAAACAACAACAAAAAAAAAACAACAAAAAAAACCCAAAAAAGGCAAAGGACUGGAAUAGACGUUUAUUCAAAGAAGAUGCACAAAUGGCCAGUAAGCCCAUGAAAAGAUGCUCAACGUCACUAAUCAUAAGGUAAAUGCAAAUCAAAACCACAGUGAGAUACCACCGUACACCUGUUGAGGACAGCAACUAUCAAAACAGAAAAUGGCACAUAUCAGUGAGGAUGCGGAGAAAUGGGAACCCUUGUGCACUGCUGGUAGGAAGUGAAACGGUGCAUCUGCUGUGAAAAACUCAAAAAACUAAGUGUGGAACUACCAUGUGAUCCAGCAGUUCCACUGCUGGGCACGUGCCCCAGCAGCACUGAAAGCAGGGUCUUGAAGAGAUGCUUGUACACCCACGUUGAUAGCAGCAUCAACCACAGCAGCCAAAAGGGGGAAGCCACCCGAGGGUCGGCUGUCGGGCGAACGGAUCAGCAAAGUGUCGUGUGCAAAACGCAGUGACGUGUGACUCAGCCUGAGAAGCAGCGAAGCUGGGGCCCGCGCUGCAGCGUGGAUGAGCCUCGGGGACACUGUGCCGAAUGAACAGCUGCAGUAUCUCGGAAGAAAAAACGAAGAAUGGGAACCUAUAGCCUGGUUCCUAAGAAAAAGACCAAAGUAUUAAAACAGAGGACGGUGAUUGAGAUGUUUAAGAGCAUAACUCAUUCCACUGUGGGUUCCAAGGGGGAGAAGGACCUGGGCGCCAGCAGCCUGCACGUGAAUGGGGAGAGCCUGGAGAUGGACUCGGAUGAGGACGACUCAGAGGAGCUCGAGGAGGACGACGGCCAUGGUGCAGAGCAGGCGGCCGCGUUCCCCACAGAGGACAGCAGGACUUCCAAGGAGAGCAUGUCGGAGGCUGAUCGCGCCCAGAAGAUGGACGGGGAGUCCGAGGAGGAGCAGGAGUCCGUGGACACCGGGGAGGAGGAGGAAGGCGGUGACGAGUCUGACCUGAGUUCGGAAUCCAGCAUUAAGAAGAAAUUUCUCAAGAGGAAAGGAAAGACCGACAGUCCCUGGAUCAAGCCAGCCAGGAAAAGGAGGCGGAGAAGUAGAAAGAAGCCCAGCGGUGCCCUCGGUUCUGAGUCGUAUAAGUCAUCUGCAGGAAGCGCUGAGCAGACGGCACCAGGAGACAGCACAGGGUACAUGGAAGUUUCUCUGGACUCCCUGGAUCUCCGAGUCAAAGGAAUUCUGUCUUCACAAGCAGAAGGGUUGGCCAACGGUCCAGAUGUGCUGGAGACAGACGGCCUCCAGGAAGUGCCUCUCUGCAGCUGCCGGAUGGAAACACCGAAGAGUCGAGAGAUCACCACACUGGCCAACAACCAGUGCAUGGCUACAGAGAGCGUGGACCAUGAAUUGGGCCGGUGCACAAACAGCGUGGUCAAGUAUGAGCUGAUGCGCCCCUCCAACAAGGCCCCGCUCCUCGUGCUGUGUGAAGACCACCGGGGCCGCAUGGUGAAGCACCAGUGCUGUCCUGGCUGUGGCUACUUCUGCACAGCGGGUAAUUUUAUGGAGUGUCAGCCCGAGAGCAGCAUCUCUCACCGUUUCCACAAAGACUGUGCCUCUCGAGUCAAUAACGCCAGCUAUUGUCCCCACUGUGGGGAGGAGAGCUCCAAGGCCAAAGAGGUGACGAUAGCUAAAGCAGACACCACCUCGACCGUGACACCAGUCCCCGGGCAGGAGAAGGGCUCGGCCCUGGAGGGCAGGGCCGACACCACAACGGGCAGUGCUGCCGGGCCACCACUCUCGGAGGACGACAAGCUGCAGGGUGCAGCCUCCCACGUGCCCGAGGGCUUUGAUCCAACGGGACCUGCUGGGCUUGGGAGGCCAACUCCCGGCCUUUCCCAGGGACCAGGGAAGGAAACCUUGGAGAGCGCUCUCAUCGCCCUCGACUCGGAAAAACCCAAGAAGCUUCGCUUCCACCCAAAGCAGCUGUACUUCUCCGCCAGGCAAGGGGAGCUUCAGAAGGUGCUCCUCAUGCUGGUGGACGGAAUUGACCCCAACUUCAAAAUGGAGCACCAGAAUAAGCGCUCUCCACUGCACGCCGCGGCAGAGGCUGGACACGUGGACAUCUGCCACAUGCUGGUUCAGGCGGGCGCUAAUAUUGACACCUGCUCAGAAGACCAGAGGACCCCGUUGAUGGAAGCAGCCGAAAACAACCAUCUGGAAGCAGUGAAGUACCUCAUCAAGGCUGGGGCCCUGGUGGAUCCCAAGGACGCAGAGGGCUCUACGUGUUUGCACCUGGCUGCCAAGAAAGGCCACUACGAAGUGGUCCAGUACCUGCUUUCAAAUGGACAGAUGGACGUCAACUGUCAGGAUGACGGAGGCUGGACACCCAUGAUCUGGGCCACAGAGUACAAGCACGUGGACCUCGUGAAGCUGCUGCUGUCCAAGGGCUCUGACAUCAACAUCCGAGACAACGAGGAGAACAUUUGCCUGCACUGGGCGGCGUUCUCCGGCUGCGUGGACAUAGCCGAGAUCCUGCUGGCUGCCAAGUGCGACCUCCACGCCGUGAACAUCCACGGAGACUCGCCACUGCACAUUGCCGCCCGGGAGAACCGCUACGACUGUGUCGUCCUCUUUCUUUCUCGGGAUUCAGAUGUCACCUUAAAGAACAAGGAAGGAGAGACGCCCCUGCAGUGUGCGAGCCUCAACUCUCAGGUGUGGAGCGCUCUGCAGAUGAGCAAGGCUCUGCAGGACUCGGCCCCCGACAGGCCCAGCCCCGUGGAGAGGAUAGUGAGCAGGGACAUCGCUCGAGGCUACGAGCGCAUCCCCAUCCCCUGUGUCAACGCCGUGGACAGCGAGCCAUGCCCCAGCAACUACAAGUACGUCUCUCAGAACUGCGUGACGUCCCCCAUGAACAUCGACAGAAAUAUCACUCAUCUGCAGUACUGCGUGUGCAUCGACGACUGCUCCUCCAGCAACUGCAUGUGCGGCCAGCUCAGCAUGCGCUGCUGGUACGACAAGGAUGGCCGGCUCCUGCCAGAGUUCAACAUGGCGGAGCCUCCCUUGAUCUUCGAAUGCAACCACGCGUGCUCCUGCUGGAGGAACUGCCGAAAUCGCGUCGUACAGAAUGGUCUCAGGGCAAGGCUGCAGCUCUACCGGACGCGGGACAUGGGCUGGGGCGUGCGGUCCCUGCAGGACAUCCCACCAGGCACCUUUGUCUGCGAGUAUGUUGGGGAGCUGAUUUCAGACUCAGAAGCCGACGUUCGAGAGGAAGAUUCUUACCUCUUUGAUCUCGACAAUAAGGACGGGGAGGUUUACUGCAUCGACGCGCGGUUCUACGGGAACGUCAGCCGGUUCAUCAACCACCACUGCGAGCCCAACCUGGUGCCCGUGCGCGUGUUCAUGGCCCACCAGGACCUGCGGUUCCCCCGGAUCGCCUUCUUCAGCACCCGCCUGAUCGAGGCCGGCGAGCAGCUCGGGUUUGACUAUGGAGAGCGCUUCUGGGACAUCAAAGGCAAGCUCUUCAGCUGCCGCUGCGGCUCCCCCAAGUGCCGGCACUCGAGCGCGGCCCUGGCCCAGCGUCAGGCCAGCGCGGCCCAGGAGGCCCAGGAGGACGGCUUGCCCGACACCAGCUCCGCGGCUGCCGCCGACCCCCUAUGAGACGCCGCCGGCCAGCGGGGCGCUCGGGAGCCAGGGACCGCCGCGUCGCCGAUUAGAGGACGAGGAGGAGAGAUUCCGCACGCAACCGAAAGGGUCCUUCGGGGCUGCGCCGCCGGCUUCCUGGAGGGGUCGGAGGUGAGGCUGCAGCCCCUGCGGGCGGGUGUGGAUGCCUCCCAGCCACCUUCCCAGACCUGCGGCCUCACCGCGGGCCCAGUGCCCAGGCUGGAGCGCACACUUUGGUCCGCGCGCCAGAGACGCUGGGAGUCCGCACUGGCAUCACCUUCUGAGUUUCUGAUGCUGAUUUGUCGUUGCGAAGUUUCUCGUUUCUUCCUCUGACCUCCGAGGUCCCCGCUGCACCACGGGGUUGCUCUGUUCUCCUGUCCGGCCCAGACUCUUCUGUGUGGCGCCGCCGAAGCCACCGUUAGCGCGAGCUGCUCCGUUCGCCCUGCCCACGGCCUGCGUGGCUGGGGCCGAGUCCCAGGGGCCGCACGGAGGGCACAGUCUCCUGUCAGGCUCGGAGAGGUCAGGAGACCGACCCCACCACUAACUUUGGAGAAAAUGUGGGUUUGCUUUUUAAAGGAAUCCUAUAUCUAGUCCUAUAUAUCAAACCUCUAACUGACGUUUCUUUUCGAGGAAGUGGCUUGGUGGGUGCAGCCCCCGCCGGUUCCGUUGACGCUGGCACCUUCUGUUGAUUUUUUAAGCCACAUGCUAUGAUGAAUAAACUGAUUUAUUUUCUACCAUUACUGAACAUUAGGACAAACACAAAAUAAAAAACAAAACACAGACAACGGUGCUGAUUCUGGUGUGGUUUCUACUCACCACGUGAAAUAAACUAUCAACUGUAUAAAGAGAACAAAGUGAUUUUAGAAUAAAAUGCAGGAAAAACUUUUUUAAAGAUGUUAGUCUUGUAGCGUGAAUAAAUUUGCCAUCACCUUUUGUGUGGUGGCCUGGCAGGUCAUAUACUUUUUUUUGGCAUAUACCUUUUUAAAGACUGUAAUUAGUGCAGUAACAGUGGGGUUUUUUUUGUGCAACUCUUCUAAAAACAUUCAUAAUGCAGUCAUGUUUAUUUUUUUCUGUUAAAAUGUUUUUGACAGUUUUAAGAGCAGUCUUUUGGCUCUGACCAUUUCUUGUUCUGUUUCCAAUGAAAUCAAUAAAAAAAAAGAAGUACUUUAAA
Homo sapiens (human) is the source of this 14472-nucleotide messenger RNA. RefSeq names its product euchromatic histone lysine methyltransferase 1 (gene EHMT1). The record is from RefSeq and is a predicted model, not a curated record. The transcript is spliced from 24 exons. Gene Ontology annotation, molecular function: zinc ion binding; histone H3K9me2 methyltransferase activity; p53 binding. NCBI's taxonomy places the organism in Eukaryota, Metazoa, Chordata, Mammalia, Primates, Hominidae. Gene Ontology annotation, biological process: response to fungicide. Bases 10278 to 13298 code for a protein of 1006 amino acids. Gene Ontology annotation, cellular component: nucleus; chromosome.